GCGGUCGGUACGGCGGUCGGCACGCAGGAUAUCGAACGGCGGUCGGCAUGGCGGUCGGCACAACGGUCGGCACGCAGGAUAUCGAACAGCGGUCGGCACGGCGGUCGGCACGCAGGAUAUCGAACGGCGGUUUGGCAUAGCGGUCGGCGCCCUGGUUAUUGAACGGUGGUCGGUACAGCGGUCUGCGCCCUGGAUAUCGAACUGCGGUUGGCACGGCGGUCGGCACGGCGGUCGGCACGGCGGUCGGCACGGCGGUCGGCACGGCGGUCGGCGCCCUGGUUAUCGAACUGCGGUCGGUACAGCGGUCGGCAUGGCGGUUCGGCACAGCGGUCGGAGCCCAGGAUAUUCAACGGCGGUUGCAGAUAUCGUAGUUAUCCUGGCCAUCGCAAGCACAUCGCAGAUAUCGCAGGCAAUGCAGUAUGCAGGCGUUGCUCGCCUGCGUAAGGUGUUUUAGCGGGCCCGACAUACGCAACAGAGGAGAUGCCUAAAAAGGAAGUA
This is a messenger RNA of Thermothielavioides terrestris NRRL 8126, 498 nucleotides long. RefSeq lists its product as uncharacterized. The record is from RefSeq and is a predicted model, not a curated record. Lineage: Eukaryota; Fungi; Ascomycota; Sordariomycetes; Sordariales; Chaetomiaceae. The transcript has 2 exons. The annotation marks the transcript as partial.